AUGGUUGGAGACGGCCUCCUAUCGAUGAGACACUGUGUUGACGAGGCUGAGGUCGCCGAACAUGUUUUUGGUUUAACAAGCAGCCUGGCCCCUUGCCAAACCAGGAAGAAGUCAUCUUGGUUAUCAGUAAAAGCUGCCGGUGUGGUACCACCCUCUAUGGAUCCAGUUGAGAAGCAACUGUUUAAAAAGCGUCCAUGGUUAAAAGCGUUAGUAGCAAUACCAAAGGUGCAGACAAGAUAUGCUGUAGGAGUGUGGAAGACAUAUCCAUCCAUGAAGUCUCUUCUAAAAGCUAAAAAUCUCGGUGUUUUGGUUAUUAAAAACUGGAAACAGGAACAUGAGAAGGAGUUACUUCUAAAGGACUUGAAGCUUGAAGGGUUAAUGGGAGAUGAAAGAAAUUUAGGAAAAGUCGGUUUAAAGAGGAUAUUUAGAGUUAUGAUGUCUACAAUUGGAGACGUUAACACUGAUGAAGUGGAAAACGGUCCUUCACAGAUUCAUGACUUGAGCUAG
Messenger RNA from Microthlaspi erraticum, 507 nucleotides. NCBI's taxonomy places the organism in Eukaryota, Viridiplantae, Streptophyta, Magnoliopsida, Brassicales, Brassicaceae. The record is from the annotation of a GenBank genome assembly.